AUGAAUCCCGACGACUACGAUUUGAGUACAUCGGAUGGCUGCAGACGGGCCUUGACUCGAGCCUUGUUCGACGCCGUUAAUGAAGCCAAAGCGGAAUGCUUGGCACAAAUGCAGCGGGAGCAGGCGGCGGCGGCGACGGCGGAGGCGCGGGUCCCUCGCCCGAUACGACGUCGAACGUAUGUCCCCCGCGAGCACGACGUACCGCACGAACGUCUGUUCGCAGAUUAUUUUGCCGAGAAUCCAAGGUGGGGCCCGAAUGUUUUUCACCGACGUUUUAGAAUGAGUCGAGAUCUUUUUCUCCGCAUUGUGCACACGUCGGAGGGACGUGAUGAGUACUUCCAGUAUCGGGAAGACGGGAUCGGCAAACCCGGACUUACGCCGUUGCAGAAGUGCACGGUUGCGAUCCGCCAGUUGACCUACGGCACAACAACGGAUAUGUUCGACGAGUACCUUCACGUCGGGGAUACAACUGGCCGCGAACGUCUCAAGAAAUUUUGUAAGUUAGUUGUGGAGGCUUUUGGCGACACAUAUUUGCGACGCCCAACUGCUGAUGAUUGCCAGAACCUGAUGCGGAUGCACGAGACGGUGCAUGGCUUCCCUGGGAUGCUAGGGAGCAUCGGCGGUCGCGGUCCGGCCAUUCAGUACACUGCCAACGGCCGCACACAUCAUAUGGGGUACUACAUGGCCGAUGACAUAUACCCAAGGUGGCCUGUUUUUUUGAAGACGAUCAGCUGCCCAAUUGGUGAGAGGAGAGUCUUGUUUGUGGCAAAGCAGGAGUCCGCGCGGCAGGAUGUGGAGCGGACUUUUGGGGUGCUCCAAUCGCGGUGGGCAAUUGUGAAAGGUCCGACGCGUUUCUGGUACAAGAAAGUCAUCGCCUACGUCAUGUAUGCGUGCACCAUCAUGCAUAAAAUGAUAGUCGAACAAGAACGUGGACAUGUCACCAAUUGGGUGGAUGAUGAAGCCAGAUCUAGCUCCAGCACGGCGACCUCGCCUGUCACUCGAGGAUUACUGACUGGCUUCGGUUCGGUUCUACAACGACAGGCCUCAAUGCGCAACCAACAAGACCAUACUCAGCUCAUGACCGACAUGAUUGAAGAAGUUUGGAACCGCAGCCGCCGCUGUUGA
Salvia hispanica is the source of this 1125-nucleotide messenger RNA. NCBI's taxonomy places the organism in Eukaryota, Viridiplantae, Streptophyta, Magnoliopsida, Lamiales, Lamiaceae. The record is from RefSeq and is a predicted model, not a curated record.